Molecule: messenger RNA, 13833 nt
Organism: Cucumis melo (muskmelon)
Lineage: Eukaryota; Viridiplantae; Streptophyta; Magnoliopsida; Cucurbitales; Cucurbitaceae
Exons: 64
Coding region: 429-13214 (4261 amino acids)
Source: RefSeq, a predicted model, not a curated record
UUUCGGGAGGUAAAGCCAAAAACUCAUGAGAAAGGGAAAUGAAGAAUUUUUUGUUUUUUUUGCAAGCAAUAGGGAGAUCAAUCAGUAACAUCUGGACGGUCGGAAAUUUCAAUUGCUCGAAUCAACGGCUACAGUGGAGUUUGACCGGCAAGUAUAAAGCUCAGGAACUGUCCAUAAUUUCAUAUUAGUUUUUAGUUCUCAAAGACAGGAAGGGAAGGAAACCGCCUCUUUCAUAUCAGUCUUGUUGCUCUCUCUGUUCGCUGGGGGUGAUACAUACAAGGGCUUCGAUUUCUUGUUCAUACUAUUUCCAUAAAUCUUUCGUUAUUCCAUGGCUCUAUUCGGACGCCAAUCGUCGCUUUCUCGUCGCUUGAUUUGGAAUUAAGAGGGGAACAAUCUUGUUGUAAUAAGGAUUCAUUCCCAUUUCAAUCAUGUUCGAAGCUCACGUUUUGCAUUUGCUCAGAAGAUAUCUGGGGGAAUAUGUCCAAGGACUAUCUUUAGAAGCUUUAAGAAUAAGUGUCUGGAAAGGUGAUGUUGUCCUCAAAGAUUUGAAAUUAAAGACUGAGGCACUCAAUUCACUUAGGCUUCCAGUCACCGUCAAAGCUGGUUUUGUUGGCACUAUAACAUUAAAGGUUCCUUGGAAAAGUUUAGGCAAGGAGCCAGUUAUUGUUCUCAUUGAUCGAGUUUUUGUUCUUGCGCACCCUGCACUUGAUGGUCAGACUUUGAAGGAAGAGGAUAGGGAAAAACUUUUUGAAGCUAAGCUUCAACAGAUUGAGGAAGCAGAAUCUGCAACUCUUGAAGCCAUCUCAAGGUCAAAGCUUGGAAAUCCACCUGGUGGAACUUCAUGGCUUGGUUCUCUAAUUUCUACAAUAAUUGGGAACCUUAAGAUUUCAAUUAGCAAUGUACAUAUCAGAUAUGAAGAUUCUGUCAGCAAUCCAGGAUAUCCAUUCUGCACUGGUGUUACUUUAGCCAAGCUUGCUGCAGUUACCAUGGAUGAGCAGGGGAAUGAAACAUUUGAUACAAGUGGCGCUCUUGAUAAACUUCGCAAGUUAGUGCAACUUGAUAGGCUUGCCAUGUAUCAUGAUUCAAAUACCUUGCCAUGGAGUUUGGACAAAAAGUGGGAGGAUCUUAAUCCCAAGGAAUGGAUUGAGGUAUUUGAGGAUGGUAUAAAUGAACCCACUACUGACCAUGGAUUGGGGCAUAAAUGGGCUGUGAAUCGAAAUUACUUGGUUUCACCGAUUAAUGGAAUUUUGAAAUAUCAUCGUCUUGGAAAUCUAGAAAGAAAUGAUCCUGAGAUUCCAUAUGAAAAAGCUUCCUUAGUUUUGGGUGACGUGUCUUUGACAAUAACGGAGGCUCAAUACCACGAUUGGAUAAAGCUUUUGGAAGUUGUUUCAAGGUAUAAGACAUAUGUCGAAGUUUCCCAUUUGAGACCGAUGGUUCCUGUUUUGGUUGCUCCUAAUCUGUGGUGGCGCUAUGCUGUUCAAGCAUGCCUGCAGCAGAAGAAAAUGUGCUAUCGGUUUUCUUGGGAGCGAAUACGGCAACUUUGUCAACUUCGUAGACGCUAUAUUCAGCUAUAUGCUGGUUCAUUGCAACGAAUGUCAAAUACUAGUAACAACGAGAUUAGAGAAAUUGAGAAGGAUCUCGAUUCCAAAGUGAUACUUUUAUGGAGGUUACUUGCUCAUGCGAAGAUUGAAUCUGUGAAAUCAAAAGAAGCAGCUGAACAGAAAAAAUUGAAAAAGAGCAGCUGGUUUUCAUUUCGAUGGCGUGCGAACUCUGAAGACACUUCUGAUGGGGAUGCUUCGGAGGGAUCACAUCUAAGUGUAGAGCAAUUGACUAAAGAGGAAUGGCAGGCAAUUAAUAAGUUGCUGAGUUACCAACAAGAUGAGGACACACCAUCACAUUCUGGGAAGGAUGGGCAGAACAUGGUACAGUUUUUGUUUACAGUAUCGAUUAAUCAGGCUGCUGCAAGAAUCGUUAACAUUAAUCAGACUGAGAUUGUUUGCGGAAGAUUUGAGCAACUUUCAGUGUCAACCAAGUUAAAACAACGCAGCACAUACUGUGAUGUGUUGCUGAAAUUUUAUGGUUUAUCUGCUCCAGAAGGUUCACUUGCUCAGAGUGUCUCUAGCGAGCAAAAGGCAAAUGCAUUGGCUGCUAGCUUUAUACACAUGCCAGUUGGGGAAAAUAUUGACUGGAGACUAUCUGCGACUAUUUCUCCAUGCUAUGUGACGAUUUUUAUGGACAGCUGUGAUCGUUUUUUAGAGUUUUUGAGGAGGAGUAAUGAAGUUAGCCCCACUGUUGCUCUGGAAACCGCAGCAGCUUUGCAGGUAAAAUUUGAGAAAGUGACUCGUAGAGCGCAAGAGCAAUUUCAAACUGCAUUAGAGGAACAGAGCAGAUUUGCUUUAGAUAUUGAUCUUGAUGCCCCAAAAGUUAGAGUUCCUAUCAGAUCAUGCGCCUCUUCCAAAUGUGAUAGUCAUUUUCUUUUGGAUUUUGGUCAUUUUAUGCUGCGAACCAUGGGUUCCCAGUCUGAUGAACGAAGACAUAGUUUGUAUUCUCGGUUUUUUAUAUCUGGAAGAGAUAUUGCUGCAUUGUUCAGGGAUUGUGGUCCUGAAUGCCAGAAAUGCUCAGAUUAUAGUAAUCAACCGAUUGUUUCUCCUUUACUAAAGGAGGAAUCUCACAACGUUUAUCCUCUUCUUGAUCAGUGUGGAAUGGCGGUAAUAGUAGAUCAGAUAAAGGUACCUCACCCAAGUUAUCCAUCUACACGAGUCUCUAUUCAAGUGCCUAACCUUGGAAUUCACAUUUCACCGGCAAGAUAUUGCAAACUCAUGGAAUUAUUAAAUACUAUCUAUGGUAAAAUGGAGACUUAUAGUCAACCCUCGGAUACAGGUGGUAAUUUUCAACCUGUACUUCCUCCAUGGGGUCUUGUGGAUCUCACAGCUGAUGCCAGAAUCCUAGUGUGGAGGGGUAUAGGCAAUUCUGUGGCUCAAUGGAAGCCUUGUUAUAUUGUGCUAUCAGGCUUGUAUAUAUAUGUUUUGGAAUCGGGGAAGUCCCAGAUUUACCAACGCUAUUUGAGUGUUGCCGGCAAGCAAGUCCAUGAAGUUCCAUCAACAAGUGUGGGUGGAUCGUUGUUUUGUGUUGCGCUGAGUUCUAGAGGCAUGGACAUUCAGAAGGCUUUGGAAUCUUCAAGUACCUGGGUGAUAGAAUUUCAGAAUGAAGAGGAGAAGAGCUUGUGGACAAAAAGACUUCUACAAGCGACAUAUCUAGCAUCUGCUCCAGCAUCGAUAGAUAUACUAGGUGAAACGGGUGAUGAGGCAUCUCAAAUCAUCGAGCGUCAUACACCUAAUAUGAAAGCAGCGAAUCUUGUUAUAAAUGGAUCAUUGAUGGAAGCAAAGCUAUUGAUAUACGGGAAGACUGGAGAUGACGUUGAUAAUAAACUCCAUGAGAUUCUGAUUCUUGAGCUUCUUGCUUCCGGAGGAAAGGUCCAUAUAAUUCUUGGUGAUGAUGAUCUUUCAGUCAAAACGAAACUGCAUUCAUUGCAUAUUAAGGAUGAACUUCAAGGCCACUUAUCAACAAAUUCACAGUAUUUAGCACGCUCUGUGCUAUCAAAUGAGAGAUUAUCUUCUUCUCCUGGAACAUUUGAUCCUAAUGGGAUACAACCGGCUACUGCAAUCAUUGAAGAGGAUGAUAGUUUUAAGGAUGCAUUGCCUGAUUUUUUGUCUCUAUCUGAUGUUGGCAGUUACGAGUCCUCUGGACGUGAAUCUGCUGAGACCAUAUUUAAUGAAAAUGAUAUAGGAAAAGGAAAGGGCAUAUCCAGUGACAUAUUUUAUGAGGCAGAGGACAGUGAAGAUUCUAACUUUGUGGCUGUAACCUUCCUGACGAGGGGCUCGGAUUCACCUGAUUACGAUGGUAUAGACACACAGAUGAGUAUUCGCAUGUCAAAAAUGGAAUUCUACUGCAACAGACCUACUCUUGUUGCGUUAAUUGGUUUUGGUUUGGAUAUAAGUUCCUCAAAUUAUGUGGAAGCUAACACAGACUUGCCCAGCUCUUUGGAAGAUAAGCCUGUUAUGGAUAAAGAAAAGGCAGAAGAAAAAGGUCGUGUAAAAGGAUUGCUAGGAUAUGGAAAAAGUCGUGUCGUAUUCUACUUAAACAUGAAUGUUGACAGUGUUUCUAUCUAUCUAAAUAUGGAGGAUGGAUCUCAGCUUGCAAUGCUCGUGCAGGAGAGCUUUUUGCUCGACCUUAAGGUCCAUCCAAGCUCUCUUUCAAUUGAAGGAACUUUGGGGAAUUUCAGACUUUGUGAUAUGUCUUUAGGAGAAGAUCAUUGCUGGGGUUGGCUUUGUGAUAUACGAAAUCCUGGUGUUGAAUCACUUAUUAAGUUCAAAUUUCAUUCCUAUUGUGCUGACGAUGAUGACUACAAAGGAUAUGAUUACAGUUUACACGGCCGACUUUCUGCCGUCCGCAUAGUUUUCCUUUAUAGAUUUGUUCAAGAGAUUACAGUUUACUUCAUGGGACUAGCUACUCCACAUACCGAAGAAGCUGUUAAACUUGUUGAUAAAGUUGGAGAUUUCGAGUGGUUGAUCCAAAAGUAUGAAAUUGAUGGGGCUGCUGCAUUGAAGCUAGACCUAUCACUAGAUACACCUAUUAUUAUUGUUCCCAAGAAUUCAAAUAGCAAAGAUUUCAUUCAACUUGACUUGGGACAGUUACAAGUAACAAAUGAAUUCAGCUGGCAUGGAUGUCCAGAAAAAGAUGCUUCUGCCGUUCAUAUUGAUGUUCUACAUGCUGAGAUUCUGGGUGUGAACAUGUUGGUAGGGAUUAAUGGUUGUAUAGGUAAACCAAUGAUUCAGGAAGGCCAAGGACUCGAGGUUUAUGUCCGACGAAGCUUAAGGGAUGUUUUCCGAAAAGUUCCAACAUUCUCACUUGAAGUUGUGGUGGGUUUGUUGCACGGCAUGAUGUCUGACAAGGAAUACAAAGUUAUCGUUGACUGUUUAUAUAUGAACUUGUAUGAACAGCCAGUACUUCCUCCAAGUUUCCGUGGGAAAAAAUCCGAGUCAGAGGAUACAAUGCGUCUGUUGGUUGACAAGGUCAAUACAAAUAGUCAAAUCUUACUGUCUCGGACUGUUACAAUAGUGUCCGUUGUUGUCAAUAAGGCCUUGUUAGAGCUGUGUAAUGGCAUUCAGGAAGAGUCACCUUUAGCUCUCAUAGCUAUAGAAGGGCUUUGGGUGUCAUAUCGUAUGACAUCAUUCCUAGAAACGGACCUCUAUUUAACCAUUCCUAAGUUUUCUAUUCUUGACAUUCGCCCUGUUACAAAGCCUGAAAUGCGGCUUAUGCUUGGGUCAUCAACUGACACUUCAAAACAAGCUCCUUUGGAGAAUUUUCCAUUCCUGAAGAAAAAUAGCUUUGGGAAUGCAUAUUCUGAAGGUAACCUUGAUAUGGAUAUCCCUGUUGCUACAAUGUUCGUAUUGGACUAUCGUUGGCGGAAGGAAUCCCAAUCAUUCGUUCUACGGGUUCAACAACCUCGGGUCCUUGUGGUACCAGAUUUUCUCCUUGCUGUGGUUGAGUUUUUCGUUCCUGCCUUGAGAACUAUUACUGGAAGAGAGGAAACAAUGGACCCCAAGAACGAUCCCAUUAGUAAAAACAACAGCAUAGUACUGUCUGGUUCAAUUCACAGGCAAAGUGAAGAUGUAAUUGUGCUGUCCCCAAGUAGGCAGCUGGUAGCAGAUGCCUUAGGUGUUGAUGAUUAUACAUAUGAUGGUUGUGGAAACACUAUUCGUCUAGUGGAAGAAACAGAUGGCAAAGGACCACACUCAGGGAGAUCUCAACCAAUUAUUGUUAUUGGCCGUUCUAAGAGGCUUCGUUUUGUUAAUGUGAAAAUUGAGAAUGGUUCUCUCUUGAGAAAGUAUACGUACCUGGGGAAUGAUAGCAGCUAUUCUGUGUCCAAAGAGGAUGAUGUUGAUAUUAUUCUGGAUACCCUUUCAUCUGAUAAAGAGGAGGAGAAUACUGCAUCCAUUCAUGAAACAUCAGACAUUUCAAAUAUUUCUUCAUCUUUGGAAAGUGAUCAAAGUACACUUCGUAGUUUCACCUUUGAAACUCAGGUGGUUUCUCCCGAAUUCACAUUCUAUGAUGGCACUAAGUCUUCUUUAGAUGACUUGUCGUAUGGCGAGAAACUUCUUCGAGCAAAAUUGGAUAUGAGUUUCAUGUAUGCAUCGAAAGAAAAUGAUACCUGGAUUCGUGCCCUUGUGAAGGAUUUCACCAUUGAGGCUGGUUCAGGACUAGUUAUUCUUGAUCCAGUUGAUGUUUCUGGGGGAUAUACAUCUGUAAAGGACAAAACCAAUAUGUCUCUCGUUACAACUGAUAUCUGCAUCCAUCUCUCAUUGAGUGCCAUUUCCCUCAUACUUAAUCUGCAAAGUCAAGCUGUUGAAGCAAUGAUGUUUGGAAAUGCUGUACCUCUUAUUGCCUGUACCAAUUUUGAUAAGCUCUGGGUGUCACCAAGAGAAAAUGGGUCCUCUCAUAACCUUACCUUCUGGCGUCCUCGAGCUCCAUCAAAUUAUGUUAUAUUAGGAGAUUGUGUGACUUCACGGCCAAUUCCUCCCGCACAGGCAGUAAUGGCUGUUAGUAAUACAUAUGGACGUGUGCGGAAGCCAACUGAUUUCCAUAAGAUAGGUGUAUUCUCCAGGAUUCAAGGAUUUGAAUUUGAUGAGAAAUCUGAUACUGAUUGUUCGAUUUGGAUGCCUGUUCCACCCCUUGGAUACACAGCAGUGGGUUGUGUUGUACAUGUUGGAAAUCAGCCACCACCAACCUAUGUUGUUUAUUGCAUACGUUCUGACCUUGUCUCUUCGACAACUUACUCAGAAUGUAUACUUAAUUCUCCAUCAAAUUCUUGGUAUGGAACAGGGUAUAGCAUCUGGCGUAUGGACAAUGUCAUUGGAUCAUUUAUUGGCCAUGCUUCAACCGACUGUCCAGAGAAAGACCAUGCUUGUGAUUUGAAUCAUCUUCUCAAGUGGAAUUCAAAUCCGGAUUACACUGCUUCCAAGGAACCUUCUUCAAAUACUGCUUCUGAUCAUGACACUGUAAGUCAUUCAAUUUCCCAGGGUGCAACUUCAUCGAGAUGGGACAUUCUAAGAUCUAUUUCGAAAGAAACUAAUUUUUACCUGUCAACUCCCAACUUUGAGAGAAUUUGGUGGGACAAGGGUAGUGAAGUUCGUUGUCCAAUUUCGAUAUGGAGACCUUUGGCACGCCGUGGUUAUGCUAUUUUAGGAGACUCCAUAACUGAAGGCUUAGAACCACCAGCUCUAGGGCUACUGUUCAAAGCUGACAACGCUGAAAUUUCAGCAAAACCUCUCCAAUUCACUAAAGUUGCUCACAUUUUUGGGAAAGGAUUUGAUGAAGCUUUCUUCUGGUACCCCAUUGCCCCUCCUGGUUAUGCUUCCUUUGGAUGUGUUGUUUCAAGAACAGAUGAAGCUCCUCGUCUUGAUUCUGUUUGCUGCCCAAGAAUGGAUCUUGUCAGUCAGGCCAAUAUUUUUGAGAUGCCCAUUUCAAGAUCUUCAAGUUCAAGGGGUUCUCAGUGCUGGAGCAUUUGGAAAGUUUCAAAUCAGGCAUGCACCUUCCUUGCCCGUGCUGAUCACAAAAUACCAUCUAGUCGAUUGGCGUACACUAUAGGUGGCUCUGCUAAACCAAAGACUCAUGAGAAUGUAACCGCUGAGAUGAAGAUUCGGUUUUUCUCUCUGACUGUUCUAGACAGCUUAUAUGGAAUGAUGAAACCACUUUUUGACACAACGGUGACAAAUAUAAAAUUGGCGACACAUGGUUCACUUGAAGCAAUGAAUGCAGUGCUGAUUUCUUCAAUUGCUGCAUCAACUUUUAACCCACAAUUAGAAGCAUGGGAGCCUCUUAUAGAACCAUUUGACGGCAUAUUUAAGUUUGAAACAUAUGAUACCAGUGUUGACCAGCCUCCAAAACUUGGAAAAAGAAUACGUGUUGCAGCCACCAGCAUAGUUAACAUUAAUUUCAGUGCAUCAAAUCUUGAAACUUUCAUUGGGGGCAUCCUUUCAUGGAGAAGACAGUUGGAACUUGAAGAACGAGCUCAAAAAUUGAAUGAGGAAGCUGUUGACUACCUUAAACGUGGAAAGGAUGCUACAUUCUCAGCAUUGGAUGAAGAUGACAUGCAAACUGCAGUUGUUGAAAAUAAACUUGGCUGUGAGAUUUAUUUGAAAAGAUGUGAGCAAAAUUCAGAUAUAGUUGAUAAACUAUCUCUUGGUGACUGCAUUUCAGUGUGGAUUCCACCUCCAAGGUUUUCAGACAGGUUAAAUGUAGCAGAUGAAUCUAGAGAACCACGUUCUUAUGUUGCAGUGCAGAUUAUUGAAGCAAAGGGUUUGCCUGUUACUGAUGAUGGUAAUAGUCAUAGCUUCUUCUGUGCUUUGAGGCUUGUCAUUGAAGGUCAGGUGCCAGGACAACAGAAACUUUUUCCUCAGAGUGCAAGGACAAAAUGUGUCAAACCCCUGAUUUUAGGAAAUAAUUUACUGGGUGAAGGCAUGGCAAAAUGGAAUGAACUUUUCAUUUUUGAAGUUCCUCGAAAGGGGUCCGCUAAGUUGGAAGUCGAGGUCACAAACCUUGCUGCCAAAGCUGGAAAAGGUGAAGUUGUUGGUGCUCUUUCCUUUUCUGUUGGACAUGGUUCAGGUGUGCUAAAGAAAGUUGCUUCUGUGAGGAUGGUGCAUCAGACAAAUGAUCUUCAUAAUAUUGUGCCGUAUACACUAAAGAAAAGACAGAACAAUCCUGAAGAUAUCGCCGACUCUGGAACCUUGCUGGUUUCUACUUCAUAUUUUGAGAGGAGGACAAUUGCAAAAUUUCAAAGGGAUGCAGGAAAUGAGAAUCUCAUUGAUAGAGACACUGGUUUUUGGGUUGGGCUUUCUGGAGAUGGAGAAUGGCAAAGUAUCCGUUCCCUACUUCCGUUAUCUACAGCUCCCAUAUUACUACAAGAUGACUACAUUGCUAUGGAUGUUGCCAUGAGGAAUGGAAAAAAGCAUGCAAUUUUUAGGGGGCUUGUGACAGUGGUAAAUGAUUCAGAUGUUAAAUUGGAUAUCUCCAUAUGCCAUGUAUCUUUAAUUCAAGGUCACAAUGCCUCUUUGGGAACUGGUAGUUUCGAUUUUGUGGUUGAAGAAACUUUUGAAAAUCAACGUUAUCAUCCAAAUUCUGGAUGGGGUGAUCACUUACUUGGCUUCCGUCAUGACGAUCCAGGACAUUGGAGUACAAGGGACUUUUUACGUUCAUCUAAGGAUUUCUCUGAACCACCCCUUCCCCCUGGAUGGCAGUGGACAACAACAUGGACUAUUGAUAAAACACAAUAUGUAGACAAUGAUGGCUGGGGAUAUGGUCCUGACUUUCAUUCUUUGAAGUGGCCUUUAACCUCUUUCAAGUCUUGUAAAAGUUCUUCUGAUGUUGUGCGCCGGAGGCGUUGGGUUCGUACAAGACAGAAAUUACCUGACCAAGGUGUAAAUUCUUUGAAGACUGAUUUAACUUCCAUAGAUCCUGGAGCUUCUGCUAGUUUACCAUGGAGAAGCACUUUAAAGGAUUCUGAUCAGUGUUUACUAGUUCGUCCUUCUACUGAUCAGCUCACGACUGAAUAUGCUUGGGGUCGUGCAGCUUUUGUUGGUUCUGUGUAUGCAUGUGGAAAAGAUCAGGCUUUUACUGAUCAGGGAUUGCUGGGUAAGCAGGCUUCUCCAAAGCAGGAAAAUAGAAUUUCCAAUCUUGCAUUCAAGUUGAAUCAGCUUGAGAAGAAGGAUAUGCUUUUUUGUUGUAAUUCUGGAAACAAACAAUUUUGGUUGAGUAUAGGCGCAGAUGCAUCAGUUCUCAAUACUGAACUAAAUGCUCCUGUUUAUGACUGGAAAAUUUCUAUAAACUCUCCGAUCAAAUUGGAAAAUAGACUUCCUUGUUCAGCAGAAUUUACUAUCUGGGAAAAAACUAGAGAUGGGAAAUGCAUUGAACGACAGAAUUGCAUAAUUUUUUCAAGAGGUAGUGAACAAGUAUAUUCAGCAGAUGCUCAGAAGCCUUUAUAUCUUACCUUAUUCGUUGAGGGUGGUUGGGCUUUGGAAAAGGAUCCCAUUCUUCUGCUAGAUCCCACGUCUAAUGACCCUAUCUCACCAUUCUGGAUGGUUCAUCAAAGAAGUAGAAGGAGACUCCGUUUGAGUGUUGAGAGAGUAAUGGGGGGGACUACUGCUGGCCCCAAAAUUAUAAGAUUUCAUGUUCCUUACUGGAUCAUUAAUGAUUCGUCUCUAUCUUUGGCUUAUCGAGUGGUGGAGUUGGAACCCCCUGAAAGUGUAGAUUCGGACUCCCUAGUGCUGUCAAGAGCUGUUAAGUCUGCAAAGUUGGCCUUGAGAAAUCCUAUAAACUCUCUGGACAGGAGACAUUCUAGUGUAAGAAGAAAUGCUCAAGUCCUUGAAGAAAUUGAGGACACAACUCCAGUUCCUAGCAUGCUUUCUCCCCAAGACUAUGCUGGUCGUAGUGGGGGAGUGCAGUUUACAUCUCAGAAAGACACACAUGUAUCACCUCGUGUUGGCAUUUCCAUUGCAAUGCGCAACUCUGACAUUUAUAGUGCCGGCAUUUCCCUCCUUGAGCUUGAAAACAAGGAACGUGUUGAUGUAAAAGCUUUCAGUUCUGAUGGAUCUUAUUACAAGCUUUCAACUCUUCUAAGCAUGACUUCUGACAGAACAAAGGUUGUACGUUUUCAGCCUCACACAUUGUUUAUUAAUCGGCUGGGGUGCAGUCUCUGUUUGCAGCAGUGUGAUUCUCAGCUAUCAACAUGGUUUCAUCCUUCUGAUCCUCCAAAAUCCUUUGGAUGGCAGUCCUAUGCUAAAGUUGAACUCUUGAAGUUGCGGGUUGAGGGGUACAAGUGGAGUAAUCCAUUUAGCAUUCACAAUGAAGGUAUGAUGCGAAUUUCCUUGAAAAAAGAUGGUGGAAAUGAUCCAUUGCAACUGAGGGUGGAAGUGAGGAGUGGAGCAAAGUGCUCCCGCUAUGAAGUUAUUUUCCGUCCCAACACAUCAUCUGGACCUUACAGGAUUGAAAACCGUUCUGUUUUCUUACCAAUGCGCUUCCGGCAAGCUGAUGGUACCAAUGAUUCCUGGAAGUUGCUUCUUCCUAACACAGCUGUUUCUUUUCUUUGGGAAGAUCUAGGUAGAAGGCGCCUAUUGGAACUUCUAAUAGAUGGUUCAGACUCAUCAAAAACAGACAAGUAUGACAUUGAUGAAAUUUCUGAUCAUCAACCUGUUUCUGUCACUGGUGGACCUUCUAAAGCUUUGCGUGUUACUGUAGUUAAAGAGGAGAAAAUCAAUGUUGUUCUUAUUAGAGAUUGGAUGCCAGAAAAUGAACCUGGAAGGUUUUUAAGUGGACGUCAUAUGUCACCUUUAUCAAAUCCUCCUAGAAUUGAUUUUUAUGGUUCAGAAUCUGCGUCUAUCUCAAACUGUGAGUAUCAUAUUAUUAUGGAAUUGGCUGAGCUUGGAAUAUCUCUUGUUGACCAUACACCAGAGGAGAUAUUAUAUUUGUCCGUGCAAAAUCUUCUUCUAGCAUAUUCCACAGGUCUGGACUCUGGUAUUAGUAGGUUGAAACUUAGAAUGUCUGGGGUACAGAUUGAUAACCAGUUGCCACUGACUCCAAUGCCUGUUCUUUUCAGACCCCAGAGGAUUGGGGAUGAGACUGAUUAUAUCUUGAAAUUUUCAAUGACAAUGCAAUCAAAUGGUUUAAUGGAUCUCUGUAUCUAUCCAUAUAUAGGCUUUCAUGGUCCUGAAAGUUAUGCCUUUUCAAUUAACAUUCAUGAACCAAUAAUUUGGCGCCUUCAUGAAAUGAUCCAGCUUGUUAAUCUCAGUAGAUUGCAUGAUACUGGAAGUACUGCUGUUUCAGUAGAUCCAGUUAUUCAGAUAAGAGUUCUUCAUAUAUCAGAAGUUCGAUUUAGACUCUCUAUGGCUAUGUCUCCCGGUCAACGGCCAAGAGGUGUUCUUGGAUUCUGGUCCUCGCUAAUGACUGCAUUGGGGAAUACCGAGAACAUGCCAAUUAGAAUAAAUCAAAGAUUUCGUGAGAAUAUCUGCAUGAGGCAGAGUUUGAUGGCCACUAAUGCUAUAUCAAGCAUUCGGAAGGAUCUCCUUAGCCAGCCUCUUCAGCUUCUCUCUGGUGUCGACAUACUGGGUAAUGCAAGUAGUGCACUUGGGCAUAUGAGUAAAGGUGUGGCUGCCUUAUCAAUGGACAAGAAGUUCAUACAAAGCCGUCAGAGACAGGAGAAUAAGGGUGUAGAAGAUUUGGGAGAUGUUAUCCGAGAAGGAGGUGGUGCUCUGGCCAAGGGCCUAUUCAGAGGAGUCACCGGUAUAUUAACAAAGCCUCUUGAAGGUGCAAAAACUUCUGGCGUUGAGGGGUUUGUUCAGGGUGUUGGGAAAGGCAUAAUAGGUGCAGCAGCCCAGCCAGUGAGUGGAGUUCUAGAUCUUCUAUCAAAAACUACAGAAGGUGCGAAUGCUGUGAGAAUGAAGAUAGCAUCUGCUAUUACUUCAGAUGAGCAACUUCUACGUAGGAGGCUGCCUCGUGUAAUCGGUGGUGAUAAUUUGCUUCGACCAUAUGACAACUAUAAAGCACAAGGACAGGUUAUAUUGCAGCUGGCAGAAUCAGGAUCCUUUUUUGGACAGGUUGAUUUAUUUAAAGUGCGUGGAAAGUUUGCGUUGUCAGAUGCUUAUGAAGAUCAUUUUUUACUUCCCAAAGGGAAAAUACUUGUUGUCACUCAUAGAAGAGUCAUGUUGAUGCAACAACCUUCCACCAUCAUUGCUCAGCGGAAGUUCAGCCCAGCUAAAGACCCAUGUUCAGUAUUGUGGGAUGUUCUGUGGGGUGACCUUGUGACAAUGGAAUUUUCACAGGGAAAGAAAGACCAUCCAAAAUCUCCCCCUUCUCGUCUCAUCCUUUACUUGCAAGCUCGACCAACAGAGUUGAAGGAGCAUGUUUAUGUUGUAAAAUGUAGUCGAGGCACUGACCAAGCUCUUCGAGUUUACUCCUCAAUUGAGCGUGCAAUGAACACCUAUGGACAAAAUCAAUCAAAGGAUAUAAUGCUAAUGAGAGUAAGGAAACCAUAUUCACCGAUUGCUGAUGGUGCUAUUGGUGACUACAUUCCAAAAGAAGGGACUGUUGACUGGUCUCCUCAGCAGGUUCCUGCAUCUGUUCCUUUCACUGUCACUUCUGCUUUCGGCAGCAGCAUUUAUUGAUCCAAUGCUUGCGAUGUUGAAACGAUUUUUACAAAGCUCUUCAUCGUGAGAAGAUGACAUUUGGGAAUUAGUAUCCCCUUACUUCCUUGCGGAAAGGUGAAGUACAUUGCUAAGAUCUCUGCUGCGAAAACUUCAUACUCUGAUUGAGACCUGAACAGUACUCAACCUCCAGGAUUCGGUUUGAUGAACUUAUUCUUUUAUAAUGAAGAAAUUUUGAACUCUGCGACAAUUAGCUUCAGGUUUCCAGAUAUUGUAUAGCCAUUUAACAACCCUUGUAUAGUUAGUUGCAUAUAAACGAUAAUAUACAUGUAUAUGUAUAACAGAUGAGACUCCAAAAGAAACAUUUUUUUCAUCUGAAUAAAGAGAUUUAAGUGAUGUUUGGCAUCAUCAAUUCAACCCAAUGCCAUACUUCUGUCCUUUUGAUGGAAGAAGUUGCUACAUCACUGACUAAACAAACACUAUUUGGGUUACUAAUCACAGUUCGAUUGGAGAAUGCCCAAGUGUUUUUUCUUUUUCUUUUUUGUUAUGUUCAAAGAACGGGAAGGUGAUUGAUUAUGCAAUUAACUAUGUGAAUGAGAAUGUGCGGACAGUGUGCAUACAUGAUGCAUGUGUUUAUACA